CCUUCCCCCUCCCCGCCCAGCGGCGGCCGCUCGGGCCCGGCUCUCGGUUAUAAGAUGGCGGCGCUGAGCGGCGGCGGCGGCGCGGAGCAGGGCCAGGCUCUGUUCAACGGGGAUAUGGAGCUCGAGGCCGGCGCCGGCGCCGCGGCCUCUUCGGCUGCAGACCCUGCCAUUCCCGAGGAGGUAUGGAAUAUCAAACAAAUGAUUAAGUUGACGCAGGAACACAUAGAGGCCCUAUUGGACAAAUUUGGUGGGGAGCAUAAUCCGCCAUCAAUAUACCUGGAGGCCUAUGAAGAAUACACCAGCAAGCUAGAUGCCCUCCAACAAAGAGAACAGCAGUUACUGGAAUCCCUCGGGAAUGGAACUGAUUUUUCUGUUUCUAGCUCCGCAUCAUUGGACACCGUUACAUCUUCUUCCUCUUCCAGCCUUUCAGUGCUACCUUCAUCUCUUUCAGUUUUUCAAAAUCCUUCAGAUGUGUCACGCAGCAACCCCAAGUCACCACAAAAACCUAUUGUUAGAGUCUUCCUGCCCAACAAACAGAGGACAGUGGUACCUGCAAGGUGUGGAGUUACGGUCCGAGACAGUCUAAAGAAAGCACUGAUGAUGAGAGGUCUUAUCCCAGAGUGCUGUGCUGUGUACAGAAUUCAGGAUGGAGAGAAGAAACCAAUCGGCUGGGACACUGAUAUUUCCUGGCUUACUGGGGAGGAAUUGCAUGUAGAAGUGUUGGAAAAUGUUCCACUUACAACACACAAUUUUGUACGGAAAACUUUCUUCACCUUAGCAUUUUGUGACUUUUGUCGAAAGCUACUGUUCCAGGGUUUCCGCUGUCAAACAUGUGGUUAUAAAUUUCACCAGCGCUGUAGUACAGAGGUUCCUGUGAUGUGUGUUAAUUAUGACCAACUUGAUUUGCUGUUUGUCUCCAAGUUCUUUGAACACCACCCAUUACCACAGGAGGAGACCUCCUUAGCAGAGACCGCCCUUACAUCUGGAUCAUCCCCUUCUGCAGCCCCCUCAGAGCCCAUUGGGCCCCCAAUUCUCACCAGCCCAUCUCCUUCAAAAUCCAUUCCAAUUCCACAGCCUUUCCGACCAGCAGAUGAAGACCAUCGAAAUCAAUUUGGACAGCGAGACCGGUCCUCCUCUGCUCCCAAUGUGCAUAUAAACACGAUAGAACCUGUCAAUAUUGAUGAUUUGAUUAGAGACCAAGGGUUUCGUAGUGACGGAGGAUCAACCACAGGUUUGUCUGCCACCCCACCUGCCUCAUUACCUGGCUCACUCACUAAUGUGAAAGCCUUACAGAAAUCUCCAGGACCUCAGCGAGAAAGGAAGUCAUCUUCAUCCUCAGAGGACAGGAAUCGAAUGAAAACACUUGGUAGACGGGAUUCAAGUGAUGACUGGGAGAUUCCUGAUGGACAGAUUACAGUAGGACAAAGAAUUGGAUCCGGGUCCUUUGGAACAGUCUAUAAGGGAAAGUGGCAUGGUGAUGUGGCAGUGAAAAUGUUGAAUGUGACAGCACCCACACCUCAACAGUUACAGGCCUUCAAAAAUGAAGUAGGAGUACUCAGGAAAACACGACAUGUGAAUAUCCUACUCUUCAUGGGCUAUUCCACAAAGCCACAGCUAGCUAUUGUUACCCAGUGGUGUGAGGGCUCCAGCUUAUACCACCAUCUCCACAUCAUCGAGACCAAAUUUGAGAUGAUCAAACUUAUAGAUAUUGCACGGCAGACUGCACAGGGCAUGGAUUACUUACACGCCAAGUCAAUCAUCCACAGAGACCUCAAGAGUAAUACCUCAGAUAUAUUUCUUCACGAAGACCUCACGGUAAAAAUAGGUGAUUUUGGUCUAGCCACAGUGAAAUCUCGAUGGAGUGGGUCCCAUCAAUUUGAACAGUUGUCUGGAUCCAUUUUGUGGAUGGCACCAGAAGUAAUCAGAAUGCAAGAUAAAAACCCAUACAGCUUUCAGUCCGAUGUGUAUGCAUUUGGGAUUGUUCUAUACGAACUGAUGACUGGGCAGUUACCUUAUUCAAACAUCAACAACAGGGACCAGAUAAUUUUUAUGGUGGGACGAGGAUACCUAUCUCCAGAUCUCAGCAAGGUACGGAGUAACUGUCCAAAAGCCAUGAAGAGAUUAAUGGCGGAAUGCCUCAAAAAGAAAAGAGAUGAGAGACCACUCUUUCCCCAAAUUCUCGCCUCUAUUGAGCUGCUGGCCCGCUCAUUGCCAAAAAUUCACCGCAGUGCAUCAGAACCCUCCUUGAAUCGGGCUGGUUUCCAAACAGAGGAUUUUAGUCUCUAUGCUUGUGCUUCUCCAAAAACACCCAUCCAGGCAGGGGGAUAUGGAGAAGUAACUGAAAUUCAUGAGCCACCUGCAGAGACUCCAGGAUGGGCCAGCAGGUCUUGUUCUGAAGACAGUUGGCUGUUAGAGAUGACAGAGAAUUUGCAGCCUUCAAGUAGCCACACCGUCACGGCAGCAUCUACUCUUUAUUUCUUAACUCUUGUGUUCGUACAGUUCAUUAACAUCAAAACACAGUUCUGUUCCUCAAAUCUUUUUUUAAAGAUACAAAAUUUUCAAUGUGUAAGCUGGUAUGGAACGGAAUGGAAUUCCCUAUCCAUCAAAAGAGGACAGAAUGUUUUAGGAACCAGAAUUCUUUGCUGCCAGUGUUUCUUCUUCAACACAAAUACCACGUGCAUACAAGUCUGCCCACUCCCGGGAAGAAAGAGGAGAGACCCUGAGUUCUGACCUUUUGAUGGUCAGGCGUGAUGGAAAGAAACUGCUGCUACAGCUUGGGAGAUUUGCUAUGGAAAGUCUGCCAGUCAACUUUGUCCUUCUAACCACCAGAUCAGUUUGUGGCUGAUCAUCUGAUGGGGCAGUUUCAAUCACCAAGCACCGUUCUCUUUGCUGUUCUGGGAUGUUGUUUGUGGAGCUCUUUCCCUGGCCGCCACUGGUUAAUUAAUUUCUGAGGGAUGGAACCAAAAUGCAGCAUACCCUUUCUGCGUGGCACAUGGUUAGUCCCUGACAGAUUUUCUCACAGUGCAGUUCUCUUGUUUAAAAAGGGUGAGGGGCGAGGAGCACAUGGGGCAGAGGACAAGGGAAUGCUGCAUCUUCUUCCUGACCUCCCUGGUCUCUGGCCUCUGGCUGCCUUGUUCCCUGGGUUCUGCCUAACCACGCAGGCUGGACAGUGCUGGCACACAUCGCCUUCUUUUCUCACUGGGUCCAGCAAUGAAGAUGAGGGUUGGGGACUCGUUUCCUCCACUACGUAGCAGAUUCUCAGGAAAAUACAGUCUAAAUCUUCUCUGAGCUCUUCCAGUCACCAAGUACUUACGUGGCUACUUCGUCCAGGGCACUAAAUGCCAUGGAUAGUAUCGAAUUAAAAGCCUACAAAACUGCUUAAUAAUAGUUUUGAAUGUGAGAAAAUUAUGUAAUUUAAAUGUAAGGUACAAGUUUUCAUUUCUGAGUUUCUUCUAUUAUAUUUUUAUUAAAAUAAAAAUAAUUUUCAGAUUGAAUUGAAUUGGAAUACAAUAAUACUUCCCACCAGAAUUAUAUAUCCUUAAAAUUGUAUUUUUGUUAUAUAAUCAACUUUUAAAGAAAGAUUAUUACCCUUUUCUCUACGUAAAUAUGGGGAGUCUUAGCAUAAUGACAAAUAUUUAUAAUUUUUAAAUUAAUGGUACUUGCUGGAUCCAUACUAACAUCUUUGCUAAUAAUCUCAUUGUUUCUUCCAACUUACUUCUACAAUACAUCCUACAUCCUCUUUCUAGUCUUUUAUCUAGAAUAUGCAACCUAAAAUAAAAACAGUGGUAUCUCCA
Molecule: messenger RNA, 3794 nt
Organism: Chinchilla lanigera (long-tailed chinchilla)
Lineage: Eukaryota; Metazoa; Chordata; Mammalia; Rodentia; Chinchillidae
Gene: Braf
Product: B-Raf proto-oncogene, serine/threonine kinase
Biological process (GO): signal transduction; protein phosphorylation
Cellular component (GO): plasma membrane; cytosol; mitochondrion
Molecular function (GO): ATP binding; protein kinase activity
Source: RefSeq, a predicted model, not a curated record